UUUCAAAUACUUCUUGAAUGAGACAUUGUUUACAACAGAUCUCAUUCUAGUAUUAUCAAUUUUAUAGCCAAAUAAAUACAUUUAAUCAUGUUGGAAUAUGAAAAUGAGAUGUUAUUAGAAAUAUUGCAGGAGGAUGGCUUAGUAAUUACAGCAAAGGGUCUGGGGAUAGAGACUGUAUUUGUAAAUAUAUUAAAAGUCUACUUAGAUCCUGGAAAUCUUGUUAUUGUUUUGGGAACAUUGGAAACCGAUGAAAAUUACUUCAUAGAUGAAUUAAAAAGUUUAGGUACGAAAACUUUACCUCGUAUUGUAUCAGGUCAAUGUUUAUCUAAUGAAAGAGAACAGAUGUAUCUGGAAGGUGGAGUAUUAUUUAUACCAGGCAGAAUUUUGGUCGUAGAUUUAUUAAAAAAUAGAGUUCCAUUGCAUUUAGUUACUGGAAUUCUUGUAUAUAAAGCUCAUAACAUUUUACGUUUGUAUCAAGAAGCGUUUGCAGUGAGAUUGUAUAGACAAACAAAUAAGACAGGUUUUAUCAAAGCAUUUUCUAAUUCGGCAUUAUCUUUUACUUUUGGCUUUUCUAACGUGGAACGCGUAAUGAAAACUCUUUUUAUUAAAAAAUUAUAUCUAUGGCCUCGCUUUCAUAAAAUUGUCAAUAACAGUUUGUCGAAACGUAAGCCUGAAGUUUUAGAAUUUCACGUAAAAAUUACAGUUAAAAUGUUACACAUACAAACCGCUUUAUUAGAUGCAAUGAACUAUGUGGUGAAAGAAUUAAAACGUAUUAAUAAAUAUUUAGAUUUAGAAGAAUUGACAGUUGAAAAUGCAAUAGCUAAGAAAUUUCACAAACAACUCCAAUCACAAUUAGACCCUGUUUGGCAUCAACUUAGUUCUACAAGUAAACAAUUGCUAUCUGACUUGAAAACAUUACGAGGACUCCUCGUGUCCUUAACAUACAAAGAUUGUGUAUCAUUUUAUUCUACGUUAAAACAUUUACGAACUAUGGAAUAUGCUAUGAAAAGUUCUGGGUGGUUAAUGUUGGAUGCAGUAGAGAAUCUGUUUAAAUUUGCAAAAGAAAGGGUUUAUACAGACAAAAAUGAAUUAAAGCCAGAACCAAAUCCAAAAUGGAUAGCAUUAAGUGAAGUAUUGCUUGAAAUCCAACGAGAUAAAAAAAAAGAUGAUGCCGAUAAUGAUAGUCCAGAAAAAAUUCUUAUUUUAGUUCAUGAUAAUCAAACAUGUUAUCAAUUGAAAAAUUAUUUAACUAUUGGAGCCAAUGAAUAUUUACUUAAUGAAGCACAUAAAAAAUUACGAAAUGAUAAUCUUCCCAAAUCAAAUAAUAUUGCCAACAAUGACGAAAAAUCAAUCACAACUGAAUCUGAAAAUGAUGAAGAGAUAAUGCAUACGCAAGAUAGUUAUGUCUUAACAUUAUCGCAAAAAGCUGCUAUAGAAAGUCAAUCUAUUGCUCUAGUAAAUGAAGAUGAAGAUGAGCAUCAUCAAACUUUAUUUGAAGAAUGUUCUCAAAUGAAUGAAUUAGAUCUAACAGCAAUUGCAACAACUGCACCUAUACUCAUUGUACAAUCUUUAAAGAAAGACGGUGAUCCAAUGGCAUUACAACGUACAUUAAAAGAAUCUAAGCCUAGCAAUGUAAUAAUGUAUGUCGCUGACAUUACAGUCAUACGUCAACUGGAAAUAUAUCAAAAUAAUAAUCCUUCAAUAAAUUUGAAAGUAUAUUUUUUAAUUUAUGGAGGAUCUGUUGAAGAACAAGAAUAUUUAACGUCAUUACGACGAGAGAAAGAAGCUUUCCAUAUUUUAAUCAAUAAUAAGAAAACAAUGGUUGUACCUGAAGAUCAAGAUGGAAAAUCAGAAGAUUGCUUAAUAUUUGCUACACAGUCGGAUAAAGAAACAAUACCGAAUUCGCGCCAGGGAGAUCAAGAAAAAAAUCAGAAAACUUUUGUUAAUAAAGUCAUAGUUGAUAUGAGAGAAUUCCAAAGCGAAUUGCCAUCCAUUUUACAUUCUCGUGGUAUAAAAAUUGAGCCUGUAACUUUAACUAUUGGAGAUUAUAUUCUAUCUCCAGAAAUUUGCAUCGAAAGAAAAAGUGUAUCUGAUUUAAUUGGAUCCCUUAACUCUGGAAGAUUAUACAAUCAAGCUGUUGCUAUGUCUAGGUAUUAUCCUAAACCAAUGCUUCUUAUCGAAUUUGAUCAGAAUAAACCAUUCUGUUUCCAGGGUUGCUAUUAUAUGGGCAAAGAUGUUAACAGUUAUGCAGUUACAUCCAAAUUGCAAUUGUUGACUUUACAUUUUCCUAAACUAAAACUCGUGUGGUCACAAAGUCCUCAUGCAUCUGCACAGUUGUUUGAAGAACUGAAGAGUGGUAGAGAUCAACCAAAUGCUGAAAAGGCAGUUACGAUUGGAGUAGAUGAAAAUGCAGAAGAUAGCCAACUGAUGUUUCAAAAAUAUAAUCCUCACAUACAAGAUUUCAUUGCUAAAUUACCUGGCGUAAGUUCUAAGAAUUUAUGCGCUAUUUUAAACAAAGGAAAAUCACUCGAUCAUCUUAUUAAACUCACAGAGGAUGAAUUAGCUGAAAUAGUUGGGAACAAAAGUGAUGCACAAAUGUUAUACAACUCAAUUCAUAAAAAAUGUGAUAUGAAUGAAGAAACAAAUGCAAAAGGUGUGGGCAUUAAAAAAGUUCCAAAAGGAUUCGGUAAAAAACUUUUUUCUAAAAUAAAACAAUAAUAUGAUAAAUUCUAUUUUUCUUAAAGGUCAUUAUUUUGUAUAAUUUGGAAUGUUAAUCAAUGAUGUAUAUUCUUUAAAUUUUUUAAAUUAUAUAAAAAAAAAAUAUGGUUAUUCUAAAUAAAAAAUAAGUAUGCGAUUUGAAUAAAAUAUUAAAUAAAUGGAA
This is a messenger RNA of Polistes canadensis, 2881 nucleotides long. RefSeq names its product DNA repair endonuclease XPF (gene mei-9). The coding region runs from base 88 to 2718 and encodes 876 amino acids. Gene Ontology annotation, biological process: resolution of meiotic recombination intermediates; double-strand break repair via homologous recombination; nucleotide-excision repair involved in interstrand cross-link repair. Lineage: Eukaryota; Metazoa; Arthropoda; Insecta; Hymenoptera; Vespidae. The record is from RefSeq and is a predicted model, not a curated record. Gene Ontology annotation, cellular component: nucleotide-excision repair factor 1 complex. Gene Ontology annotation, molecular function: single-stranded DNA endonuclease activity; damaged DNA binding; single-stranded DNA binding. The transcript is spliced from 16 exons.